GGCUGUCAGUGUGUGUGAACCGGACAGCAGGAUGGAGGGUCCGCCGGUGACCGUGGAGGGGGACUGGAGUCCCGCUCAGACCAAAACCCUGAAGAACAAACUGCAGAUUUACUUCCAGAGCAAGAAGAAGUCGAGCGGAGGAGACUGCCGGGUGGAGGCGGAGGAAGGAGCACUGAGGGCGGCUGUUCACUUCAGCUCAGAGGAGGUGAGAGCGCGAGUCCUCGCGAGGAAGAAUCAUGAGAUCAUCCUGGACAAUAAAACCAUCAAGUUACGGCUGAGUUCAGAACCAAGCUCAAUAAACAGCAACGGAGCCUCAGACUCAUCAACAGACUCAAAGAAGCCACAAUCUGAACCUGAAAAUGAAGCUUCAGCUGCCAACAAAGAGGACUCAGAGUCGUCAAAGAGCUGCUCGGUGGUUUUGGAAAACGUUGCAGACGACAUGUCCACAGAUCUGCUGUCCAUGCUGGUGGAGAGCGUCUCCGGGCUGGACGAGAACAGCUACAGCAUGGAGAUCAUCUGGGAAUCCAACAGCGUCGUGGUCACCUUCAGCAGCCCUGCAGAUGUGGAGAAAUUCGUCUCUUUCAGUCAGACCAGCACAAAGAUGAAGAAACAUGGACUGACCGCUCGGCCUCUGGAGGUAGCAACGAAUAUCCGAGUGGAGAGUCUUCCUGCAACUGUGGUUAAAGACAUGCUGGAGAUGUAUUUUGAGAAGACCUGGACUCUGCCUGACAAUAUCAUCAUGAUCCCAACUGAACAGGCUGCCAUCAUCACUUUCAGUGACCCUAAAGUUGUGGAAACGAUUUGUGUGAAAGUAGACCAUGACAUGAAGUCUAUCACUAUAAAGGUAUAUCCAUUCUAUAAAUCUCUGGGAACCGCCUUAUACGGCAAAGAACGACCAACAUGGAAGAUGCCCGAGCCCUUCACCGAGCGUGUUCACCAGAUUAUCUGGAAAUUCCUUGUGGAGAAGAAACUGUCAGCACACAUCAAUGAUCAGAUGCUUCCACAUUUCUGCAGAGCGGACCUGAAUGACCCUGAAGUGAAACUCAGCCCUUUGCCAGAGUUUUUGAGGCAGCAAAAUCUGACGGCCGAACAUGUAGAUAACUGGAUGUGUAAAGCCCAAGAGGCUUUCCGCCGCCUGAUGUCUCAGUACACAGCAUUUGAAUGUCAAGCAAAUCAACCAGGAUGGAAAGCUGCAGAGAAAGAUGUCAGUUUGGUUGUGAAGGAAGAUGCCGUCCUGGUGUUGGAUGCCUCCAAAGGGGUUCUGACUGUUGCUGGCCGAGCUGAUGAUAUAAAAAGAAUCAGGGCUCCUGUGGAGAACAUUCUUCUAAAAGCCAUGAGUCACAUUGAACGGCAGACAAACAGCAUCUUUGAGGAAAUGCAUUUGUCCCCUGCUCAGUUCUACAUCCUGAAACAAGAAGGGCUCCAGAAAGCCACUGUGGACAUUUCACCUGAGAUGAAACUUUCUUAUGAUGAAGGCACCCAGAAGUUAACCAUUACAGGACUCCCUGCAGAGGUUUUCAAAACUAAGGCGUGGAUCUUAGAGAAGAAUGUGAACAUGAGUAAAAAACCCCAGAAUGUCCCCCCAUGUCUUCUAGACUUUCUCAGAACAUUGGAUCCCAUGGACAUGUCCCAGGAUCUCUUCACAUCUCAAGGCAUCAGUGCAAUCUACACCAUUGACAGCAAAGGGCUUCUCCUGUUGGGGAGUUCUGACAGAGCCCUCGCUGAUGCAGAAAGUAAGAUGAAGGCUGUUUUAGCCCACCAAACUGUGGAUGUGAAAGACCAGGAAGUUCUAAAUCUUCCUAACUGGGUGGAUUUGAAGCAACAGCUGCUGGACACCUACAACCUGUCAAAGAAGAAAACUGUGGCCAUUCAGGUGCAUCCAGAGAGAAGAAAUAAAAUAGCAGUCGCUGGUUUUGUGAAUCCAGUGAAAGAGGUCAGCCGCAGUCUGAGGGAGUUCAUUGAAAACUACUCAGAAGUUCAAGAAACCCUUCGUGUUGAGUCCUGUGCUGUUGUUCAGUUCAUUGAAAGGAAGAAAACAGAGGAAUGGUCCAGUAUUGCAAAAAAUUAUGAAGUGUCAGUAAAUUUUGAUGUAGAGAGGCCGAGGAUCAGCAUUGCUGGAGCUCAUCUUCAUGUCCAGAAAGCCAAAUCCUGCUUUAUGGAACUGGUCAGCACUCUCUUCACUGACAGCUUAACUGUGGACAAGCCUGGAGCUAAAAAAUAUUUCCAGACUCAAGGAAGCAUUUUCCUGUCUUCAAUAAUGAAUGAGUUCAAAUGUGUGGUGCUCCUUCGACCAGAGAUUGAAGAUGAAGAUGAAGAAGUAGAGAAUUAUGAAGAAGAAACUACCUUUUGUUAUUGCAAAGUGCAGACCGUCAGUGGAGCUCUGAUUUCUGUCAGCAAGGUGGACAUCUGUAGCCUUACUGUGGAUGCUGUGGUCAAUGCAGCUAAUGAGGAUUUAGCCCACAUUGGCGGUCUGGCUUUGGCACUGCUAAAUGCUGCAGGACCACAACUGCAGAAAGAAAGCAAUGACUACGUCGCUAAAAAUGGACGCCUGCGCCCAGGUGAUGCCAUCAUAACAGAUGCAUAUAACCUGCCUUGCAAGCACGUCGUACAUGCAGUCGGUCCACGGUUCUCUGACUUUGACAAGAAGACCGCCGUGUCACGCCUGAAGACUGCAGUUAAAGAGAGCCUGAGACAAGCAGAGAUGGCUAACUGCUCCAGCAUUGCACUGCCAGCGAUCAGCUCGGGCAUCUUUGGUUUCCCUCUUGACCUCUGUGCUGAGACCAUAGCCCAGGCAGUUAGAGAGUACUGUGACAGCCCACAAGGUCUGAGGUCAUUAACCGAGAUUAACCUGGUGGACAACAAUGAUACAACUGUCAGAGCCAUGGCCACAGCUGUGAACAAGGAGUUCUCUGACCUCAGACCUACCAUGACCAUCCCACAGCACGCAGGCAGCAAACGCACAGGGGCUUCAGGUAGAUAUCAGAGGGGUCGAGGCAGGGGUAGAGGUCAGAGCCGGUCAGAUGGUUGGUUUAAUGAAAGAGGAGGAGGAGGAGGAGGAGGAAGAGGAGGAGGAAGCCGAGGAAGAGGAGGUGGAUCUCAUGGAAGUCAUCACAGUAACAGGGGAGACUGGAGGCCCAAAGAACAUACCAGGUUGGAGCAGACCACAGCUGAAGGACUGAAGAUCAUUCUGUGUGAGGGAAACAUUCAGGAUCAGUCUACUGACGUCAUCGUCAACACCAUCUCAGAGGACAUGAACCUGAAGCAGGGAGCUGUUUCCAAAGCCAUCCUGUCAGCAGCUGGAGACACACUGCAGGAUGCCAUUUACUCUGAAGCCAGAAGGUCCAAACUGCAAUACGGUGAUGUCGUCAUCACUGAUGGCUACAGGCUCAGAUGUCAGAAAGUCUUUCAUGCUGUUUGUCCUUUCUGGGACAAUGAAGGUGGCCAGGCAGAGGAGGAGUUAACAUCCAUCAUCAGAUCCUGUCUGGAGGAGGCUGAGAAGCAUCAGAUGGCAUCGUUGUCUCUUCCAGCCAUCGGUACAGGAAACCUGAGCUUCCCCAGAGCUUUGGUGUCCAAACUCCUGCUGAGGGAGAUCCACUCGUACAGCAGCAGGAGAAAUCCUCGCUCUCUGAGAAAGGUGGUCAUCGUGGUUCACCCCAGUGACGGCCAAACUGUGGAUUGUUUCACCAGGGAGUUCACCGGUCAGCCGGCUGAGAGGAACACCCAACACGAAGAACGCGGUUUUAAUGACCAAUCAAUUCAGCAGCCUGUCAGCCAAUCACAGCACUCCUCACGCUCCUUCGGCCCAGUUUUGUCCACCUCCCUCGGUGUGUACCAGAUGCAGAUGGGUCAACUCACCCUGGAGGUGUCAUCAGGUGACAUAACCAAGGAGGCCAGUGAUGUCAUUGUCAAUUCCUCCAAUCAGACCUUUAACCUUAAAGCAGGAGUGUCCAAAGCAAUCUUAGACGGUGCUGGAAUGACAGUCGAGCAGGAGUGUGCACAGACGGUGCGUUCCAUGCGUCAGCCUCAAGCACUGAUCCUGACAUCAGCCGGGCAGCUGCCCAGCAGAAACAUCAUCCACAUCGUCGGCCAGAACGACCCUACAAACAUUAAAGACAUGGUUUACUCAGUGCUGAAGGUCUGUGAGGAGAACAAGUUCACCUCUGUCGCCUUCCCUGCACUGGGAACAGGUCAGGGAGGGGCCAGCCCAUCAGCUGUGGCUGACGCCAUGGUCGACGCAGUGGUGGAGUUUGUGAGGAAGAAACAGCCGAGGUUCGUUCAGAGUGUCAAGAUCCUGAUCUUCCAGACGGCCAUGAUGAAGGAGUUCCACACGAGCAUGAAGAAGAGGCAGGGAGAGGGGGUGGAGGAGAAGAGUGUCUUUGACAAAUUCAAAGAAAAAUUUCAUCAAGUUGCUUCAGUUUUGGGAUUCAGGUCAGAUCAGUCCAGCGCUGUUGACCUAGUGCUGGAGAGGGAGGAGUUUGAACCCACAGUGUUUCAGCUGUGUGCUGACGACAGAAAGGCUUUGAGUCAGACCAAGCAGAGGAUUAAUGAGCUGAUUCUGGCUGAGCAGGCACAGAAAACCAUCUCUGACCCGUACAUUAACCAGCUGUCACAGGCUGACAUAGAGGAGCUGAACGCUCUGCAGAGGAAGCUGACGGUCAGCAUCCGUCUGGACAAAGGAGCAGAAGACCAGGACCCCGAGAUCCACCUGGAGGGUCUGACCAGAGAAGUCUUCACUGCAGAGUCUGCAGUUAGGGACAUCAUCCGGAAGGUGGAAAGGACGGAGAACUUGAAGAGACAGGCUUUGUUCGUGAGUGGGCUGGUAGAAUGGCAGUUUCAGGACCGUGAUGGGUCAAUGGUGACCUUUGAUAUCUUCACCAACCUCAAACUCGAGGAGGCUCUGGAGAAAAAACAAAAGGUGAAGAUCAAAAUCAACAAUGAAAUGCACACCGCUGAUCCACAGUUUAAAAAAGCAGUUUCAGCAAACAGGGGCAAGAAGAAUGUGGAGCUCUUUCGGAAAGAACUGAAAGAUGACAAUGCUCUGCCUCUGCCUUCGUUUUGGGAGGACAUGAAGGGCGACCUUGUGAAGCUGUUUGCUCUGACUCCAGGAUCUAAGGAAUACAACGACGUGAAGGGUGAACUGACAAAUGCUGGACUUCAUGUUAACAUCAUCAGUAUCGAAAGGGUCCAAAACCCAACACUGUGGCAGAACUACCAGAUCCUGAAGAAACAAAUGGAGGCGAAGAAUAAACAUACCAACAAUGAAAAGCUUCUUUAUCAUGGCACCAAGGCCACGUCCAUCGAUCUCAUCAACAACAAAGGCUUCAAUCGGAGCUACGCAGGAUCGAAUGUAGGUGCAGCAAUCGGCAAAGGUUCUUACUUCGCUGUGAACCCGAACUAUUCAGCACAGGGCUACGCCCAGCCCGAUCAUAAUCGACACAAGCGUAUGUACCAGGCCAAGGUUCUAGUUGGAGACUACACCCAAGGACAAGGUGGCAUGAUCACCCCUCCUGCCAAAUCUGGGACUGCUUCAGACCUGUAUGACAGUGUCACAGAUAACACUGCUAACCCAUCCAUGUUUGUUGUCUUCAAUGAUAUCCAGGCGUACCCAGAAUAUCUUAUCACAUUUACAUGAACUGUCAUGCUCCCACUGUGCAACACUUGUGAGUGAAAAUACUGUUUUAAAUCAUGUGUGUUCUGACUUGAAUUCGUUCAUUAAAAGCAGCUGCAAGUUCUAUCAAAUAUUUAACAUCUUUGGCUGGUUUCUCUUGCUGUCACAUUGUAUUUUAAAUCUAAUCAAAUGUAUUUUAAAGGAAUAUUAAAACUACAACAAAUUCCAAUGAUUCUCUUGUUGGUUAUUUUGCACUUAAAAGUCUGCAGCUAUGUGCUCCACAGUGUACCCCCCAAGGAAGCAAACUGCAUACUUGUUGUCUUGCUGGUAAUCACUGUCUGUGUAUGCCUAUACAGAUGCUGCAGUUCUUUUGUUUGGACCAUAAAAUAGGUUCGCAGCACAAAAAAUAAAGUUUGCACAAGGGGAGCAUGUUCUACCGCGUUUGUGCCCUUUGGCUUCUUUUUUCAGUCUGCACUGUCCGCACUCAUACAUAAAGGAUAAGCUUGCAAAGUGCAGCGGAAACGCAGGCCCAUUCUUAAGCGGGUUGCCCGGUUAUUGGAACCAGCACCAGCAUUUGCAUGGGCAUCAGUGGAAGCGUGGUAAUAGCGUGUUGGGCCAACUAAAGGAAUCUUGGAUUGUCUGCAGCUUCGAGGUAAGAUUGGUGACCAGUACACAGAUUUUCUGGAGUGGAUCGAUAUUUUCUCCUUGUCUGCACUUCUUGUUCUUGAAGUGCAGGUUUUUUUUUUGGUUUUUUUUUAUGAAGUCCCAUCUGUUUAGUGCCAUGGUUUGUUUACAUGGGACACUUAAUUGGCUUUGUUCCAAAACAAUUGCAUAUUUUGGAGCAAAACCUGCAAUUGUAUGGAAUUGUUCUGUACCCUUAAACUGCACUAGUUCUUUGGUAGUGAGAUUAAGGGGCUUGUUGGUGUCACAAUGAAUGACAUAAAUUUGACUGUACAACUACUUCCAGAAGGAUUAUACUUCCUGUCCAGGCUUUUGUUGACUUUUCACUUGUCUUUUCCCACCACAUCCCACAACUUAUGCUUCAGCACAAUGCCAUUUGAUGCUUUGACACUU
Molecule: messenger RNA, 6682 nt
Organism: Archocentrus centrarchus (flier cichlid)
Lineage: Eukaryota; Metazoa; Chordata; Actinopteri; Cichliformes; Cichlidae
Product: protein mono-ADP-ribosyltransferase PARP14-like
Exons: 23
Coding region: 32-5632 (1866 amino acids)
Biological process (GO): negative regulation of gene expression; protein poly-ADP-ribosylation
Cellular component (GO): nucleus; cytoplasm
Molecular function (GO): transcription corepressor activity; NAD+ poly-ADP-ribosyltransferase activity
Source: RefSeq, a predicted model, not a curated record